Molecule: messenger RNA, 516 nt
Organism: Camelina sativa (false flax)
Lineage: Eukaryota; Viridiplantae; Streptophyta; Magnoliopsida; Brassicales; Brassicaceae
Source: RefSeq, a predicted model, not a curated record
AUGUUCAAAGACGCUCAUGAGUUUGUCUCACGAUGCGAUGUUUGUCAACGGAAAGGUCAAAUCAGUAAACGGAAUGAGAUGCCACAAACUUCAUUCUUGAAGUUGAAGUGUUUGAUUGCUGGGUGGGUUGAAGCGAUUGCCUGUCCGAAGAAUGAUUUUGCAGUGGUUCUUAAGCUGUUUAAGACCAUCAUCUUCCCUAGGUUUGGAGUGCCUCGAAUUGUUAUAAGUGAUGGAGGUAAACACUUUAUUAAUAAAGUGUUUGACAAGCUGUUGAAAAAGUAUGGAGUUCAACAUAGAGUGGCUACUCCAUAUCACCCUCAGACUAGUGGGCAAGUGGAGGUUUCCAACAAGCAGAUCAAGGAGAUUCUUGAGAAAACAGUUGGUGUUACAAGGAAGGAUUGGGCUAUGAAGCUUGAUGAUGCACUUUGGGCAUAUAGAACUGCUUAUAAACACCACGUGGCACCACACCUUUUCAUCUGCUUUAUGGGAAAGCAUGUCAUCUUCCAGUGGAGUUAG